GAGCGAAAGAUGGCGGCGCCUUGUUUCCCUACGCCAUUGCACAGGCAUGUGGGCCGUGGCUCCUUCAGCGACGUGUACGAGCCCGCGGAGGACACAUUUCUGCUGCUGGACGCGCUCGAGGCGGCGGCAGCCGAACUCACGGGAGUGGAAAUAUGCCUUGAAGUAGGGUCAGGGUCUGGAGUGGUAUCUGCAUUCCUAGCCUCUAUGAUAGGUCCUCAAGCUUUGUACAUGUGCACUGAUGUCAACCCUGAGGCAGCAGCAUGUACCCUGGAGACAGCACGCUGUAACAAAGUCCACAUUCAACCAAUAAUUACAGAUUUGGUCAAAGGCUUGCUACCAAGAUUGAAGGAAAAAGUUGAUCUUCUGGUGUUUAAUCCUCCCUAUGUAGUGACUCCACCUGAAGAGGUAAGGAGUCACGGGAUAGAGGCAGCUUGGGCUGGUGGCAGAAAUGGUCGUGAAGUCAUGGACAGAUUGUUUCCACUGGCUCCAGAGCUCCUUUCACCUAGAGGAUUGUUCUAUUUAGUCGCCAUUAAAGAAAACAAUCCAGAAAUUUUGAAAAUAAUGAAGACAAAAGGUCUACAAGGGACCACUGCACUUUCCAGGCAAGCAGGCCAAGAAAUCCUUUCAGUCCUCAAGUUCACCAAGUCCUAAUCUACAGUGUGUGCUACUGAAAGCUGCGUGCAUUUGGCAUAUUUUGAAACAGAAGUCAUUUCUUAGUUAACAAAUAAAGUCAGAAAUUUGUCAUAUAGAAAAAGGCAGAAGAGUAAGGCAUUUCCUUUUACCCAGGAAUCAGGCCUACAGAAAUAUUUGCACAAAUGCAAGUAAAUAUAUAUAAUAUAUAUAUAAUUUGAAUUUUAUAUAUUACAUAUAUGUGGAGAAUAUAUAAUAAAUUAUAUUUGUAGGGCUUCCCUGGUGGCG
This is a messenger RNA of Delphinapterus leucas (beluga whale), 918 nucleotides long. NCBI's taxonomy places the organism in Eukaryota, Metazoa, Chordata, Mammalia, Artiodactyla, Monodontidae. The record is from RefSeq and is a predicted model, not a curated record.